CGACUGCAGUUCUGUUUCAUGAGACGAGAGGCCUUCCACGUCACGUCUUGCUGCCUAUUGUGCACGCUGCGGGCAAUGGUGGCGCACAUAGAACUCAUCUUGGCAAGCUUGUCGGAUGGCUGAAUUGGUUCUCAAUCUCAGACUCAGUGAUUGGACUCUGGAUUUCAAUUUCUGUUGACCUGGAGUUGCACAGACGUAACCAAGGGACAUUACGAAUGAAUAGGCCUGGGUUCCACCAGAGGCAGUUCGUGCUACGCUGCAAGCUCUCAGUGAUCCGAUCAGCUCCUCAACAAAGACCACGAGUGUCGCACCCCAUGCCUUCGUCAGCUUUGUGGCCACUGAGUCUUGUCAUGCUCGUCCUGGAGAGGCCGCUGCCCUCCUCAACUCUAAAGGGUCGAGAAUGGAGACUUUGAGCCACAUCUCGACCCAGCUGCCCUCCACUGGACAUGCAAGCCAUCUUCUUAACCGUCCUCUUGGCCGUCGAUGCACUGUACGCAUACCAUAGGCUCGACAGAUAGAUCCGUUGGUGCUUGCACGAGCCGUGUUAUAAAAAGAGCAGUCAUACCUAUAAUUUCAACAGCUCAAACUCGCGCAAAUCUGUUCGAAGAUGGCCACUCAAGAUCAAAUCUAUCUGGGCUUAUGGACGAACUGGAGCUUCGGCCAGAUACAAGGUGCUACUCUUACACUUACUCAUCGAGAUGGGGCUUUCUUGGUUGCUUUUCUGGCGCUCUUCGUUCGGAUCACCGGAGGCCAUGCCUGGCAAUUGCUGUGCUGGAUAAUAUUCCAGUUCCGAGCAGAAGCCCAGACUUUCGUGUCCAGCUCAACAUCGCAGUCGGCCCAGCAGUUAGCAAUCCUUCGAAAUAGCAGCUCUGCAACAAGCGCUAUACACGAUGUGUAUCUCGCAGACCGAAAAUGGACAAAAAGGGACGGGUAUCGCGCUUGCAGAUCCUCGACACUCAUCUUUCUUGCGCUGCUGAAUGUACUCGGCUUCGGCGCUGCAGCGGUAUUCUCAUCCAAGGUCACCAGUUCAAGCUCGGAUGUGUUGCGAAAACCAGGACGAUGUGGGAUAUGGCCGACCGUGACCCUCAACGAUCUGAACGAGACUGAGGCAGGUUUGCGACUUCAAGAUGAAUAUCAGACACAGCAAUUGGCGGAGGUUGAGAAUUUCCGGGCGGCACUUUCACUGAGCCAAGCUUGCUUCGAUGUCCAGCGGCAGUCUAAUUCCAGCGCGCCGUGUACAUCGCCUGGCUUGCAAGCUAUUCCAUGGACCUUCAAUUCGAGCGACGAGUGUCCUUUCGGCCAGGAAUUGUGUACUUCAAACAGCGUCACCUUUGACUCGGGCAUGAUAGAUACCCAGCUGCAUCUUGGGAUCAACUCGCGGACACAUGAUCGCCUUCAUUAUAGGGCGAACAUGACGUGCGCGCCUCUGGAUCUGUCCUCAUAUGAAAAGCGCUACACCGCCAAGAAUAUCAGCACGUUGUGGCCCGACUAUACGAUAACGCCUGGCAAUCAUUCAGACCACCCUCUAGAUCGCAUUCUUGCACGCUCCAACACCAGUACAUUCACGGCUUACUUCCUUGGCGAGUCGCUCCAUCGUAGAGACGAUGGCAUGUUGGCUACUUACUAUGUCACAUCAGGCGGCAGACGAGCGCUCACUAGCGGCUCACCACACCUCGAGGUUCCGUACAUGCUGCAGGCUCACACUCGCGAGAUUGACGGCAAUGGGACAUUCGAUGCGAUACCCGACUUGACCAGCGCGGCAUCAGAUACAUUGCUGGUGUUCUUGCAUAAUCGCGUCUUCUUCACGAGACCUGUCCGAGACCCGCUAUUCAAAGCCACUCGUGCUACAGAUUUUCCUACAGACUCCGUCCUACUGGAGGGGUCAACGGCAAAUGUUACAGCAUACGUCGCGAACGAAGACUCGGAUCGGACUGUCUCUAGCACUGCAGUCGCGUGUUUCUCAGACACGACGUACUGCAACCCUGCACUUCCUGAUCAGCCAUGCGUUCACAGUCUCCGGAAGAAAGGCAUUCGAUCUCUACUGUUGACGCCAACACAGCAACAGAUCUUGGACCGAAUCCACGCUCCCAAGGUGGCGUCAAUGGCGCGAUUGAUAAAGACUCUUGGAGCACAGAGUAUGCUCGCAAGCAGAUCUAUUAGGCGACGAAACAGUCCGGGGCUGCCUGAUGAUCAGUGGAUACUUGAGCUGGGAAAUUGGUUCUCGACACUAUUGUUCAGAGAACAACUUUUAGCGAGACGAUUCGCCACUGGGUACCGGAACCAACAAUACAACGAAUUCAUUGUGGCUCCAGAGCCCGAAAGCGAGUGGAUGUGCCGCGCACAGAUGACCCGAAGCAGUGACCACUCAUCCUUCAGCGUCCUGGGACUCGCAAUUAUCCUCAUCCUUGGUAGCUUGAUUAUCAUCGCCAAUCUCACACUCGCCAGCAUCGUGGACUGGAUUCGUGCAAGACAGAAGAAUAAUCCUGGGGGCAGAUUCCGUACCCAGCAGUGGAAAGAGAUGGAGUUGUUGGCAUUGCAUGAGAAAGCUUAUGGUCACGAAGCAGGAAUCGUGAUGGAUACUGGCUCAUUCACUGCACCGUCUGGAAAGAGCUUGACGCUGACAACGGUCGGGAGAAGUUCUUCAGACGAGUACGUUGGUGGUCGGCCAACACAUUCGCACACUUACGGCCGCAUCAGCAACGCCACCGUCAUCCUGUAUCCAACCAAUUGCGGCAGUUUCACUGAAGCUUUUUACAACGGUCUCAACGAGAUAAGCUAUGUUCUCCCUGUUGGAAACCGGCUCAUACCUGGGUAUAUAGGGUAUCUUCUCGCUGAACCGGAAGCUAGAUUUAUCCACACCAUUAUUCUGAUCCAUGGAUUUCCUGAUCUAUCUGCCGGAUGGCGUUAUCAAAUCCCAUUCUUCGUCGAGCAUGGAUUCCGAGUGAUUGUGCCUGAUUGCAUUGGAUACGGACGUUCGGAUGCGCCAACGGAUAGCCUCCAGCCGUACACGUUCAAGUCUCAGGUCGAUGAUUUCUAUGAACUAUGCAAGUCGCUAGGCUGCGAGAGUGUCAUCGUUGCUGGGCAUGACUGGGGCAGCAUCAUGGCAACUCACUUCACACUAUGGUAUCCCUCUUUCGUCACACAUCUGGUAACCGUCGCGGUUCCUUUCUUCCCGCCAUCAAAGGAUUACGUCCCACUGGAUGUACUCAUCAAGCACAUGCCCUUGCUGGGAUACCAAUUACAAUGGGGCAGCGCGGAAGGUGUCGUCGAGAAUUUUACAAAAGACGAGGACGGAAUGCGCACAUUUCUGCGAGCCGCGUACGGAGGGUUGACUCCUGAAGGAGAGUACCCAUUUACUCCUAAGAACGGAUACGACUUGAACCGUCUUCCAAGCGUCGGUGAUCCGGCACUGUUGGAUGUUAAGGAACUGGACUACUAUGUUCAAGAGUUCUCGCGAAAUGGAAUGCGAGGACCAUGCAACUACUACCGCACCACCCAAGCCAAUUUCGAGGCCACCAGACCUCUCCUGGACCGUGUGGAUGGCGGACGUCUCAAAGUUCCGUACCUGUUCGUGCGUGCUAUGGACGAUAUUCUCGUUACGGACGAAUGGGUCGCGUUCAUGGUUCAGCAUGUUGACCAGCCUGUCGUUAAGGAGGUUGAUGCUGGGCAUUGGGCACUUUGGGAAAAGCCGAAGGAAGUCAACGAAGUGCUAAGAGAGUGGUUGGAAAGUCAGAAUUUUUUGUCGAGUGGGAAGUAG
Molecule: messenger RNA, 3757 nt
Organism: Cercospora beticola
Lineage: Eukaryota; Fungi; Ascomycota; Dothideomycetes; Mycosphaerellales; Mycosphaerellaceae
Product: alpha/beta fold hydrolase
Molecular function (GO): hydrolase activity
Source: RefSeq, a predicted model, not a curated record